UGUGGUCUGUUAAGUUUGCAAAAUGUUGUUCGUGGUUUUUGUAACUUCUUUUUUAAUAAUAACAAAACAGUGCCGUUCUCAGCAAUGUGUUUCCACCAAUUUUAAACUUGCAUUUAAGAACACUAUUUCUUCCGCUGAUUAUAGACCUUUGUUGGUUAUACAGGAUACUAACUAUGGAAUUACUUUUCAUAAAUGCCUGCAUCUCUGUUCACAAAGCGAACAGUGCAUCGGGUUCUUCCUUUGCAAAGAAAAGGAAAAUUUAUUCGUAUGUCAAACUUGUUGUGAAUGGAAGAAAAUUAAAGGAUAUAGUCUUGGAAACUCUCCUGAUUGCAAAUACAUAGAAAAGGGCUUUACACAAGAAACCAACUUGGCAUUUAACAAAACAGCAAUACUAAGCUCUGAAUAUGGUAAAAAUCACAGUGCCUCUAACGCUGUUGAUGGGAUAAAGAUCUGUCCUUACGGGCUGCGAGCUGGUUCGGACUAUUCUGUACAACCCUGGUUAAUGAUUGACUUAGGAGACACAUACGAUGUACAGAAAAUUGUUAUCUAUGCAAGGAAUGACUAUUAUGCCCUUCAAUUAGAUGCAAUUCGUGUAGCUGUAAUUGGUGGAAACGUCAACUACACUUGUGGAGGGGAAUACCCUGGUCCAACAUCAGAGAAUGACGUCAUACUGUUCAUGUGUCCACCGGAAGUCAGGGGGAACAAGGCAAUUAUAAUGAAAACGACCACGGACCAUCUUACUGUGUGCGAAGUUGAAGUUUACGGAUAACUACGAUAAUCCACAGUCCUUUUAACUUCUCCAGUCAACAGUUGAUUCUAUUGAAUGUUUUAGGGGAUAUUUUUGCCGAAUGCUAUAAUUUGUUUUUUUUAUGAACUAUUUUUCGAGUAUUUUUUUUGGUAGAAUUUACAUUAUUUCUUAAACAAACUAAAAACUGAAAGAUACCGCAUUAGUGUUUUGAUAACUAGAUUACGUAAUGAAAGCUAAUUUAAUUGUUCAUACAUGUAUAAUGCAUAGAUAAUUUUCAUAUUAAAAAUUGUAAUUUUUUUUAAAGAAAGAACAGUUCAGAAAAACACAAAAGUGAAAAAAAUGCUGAUGGUAUUUGCACUUGCCUUAAAGGCGAUGACAAAUUUGAAUUGAAACGUUCAUGGACCAAACAGUUAAAUGCUUUAUAUUGUCAAAAUUGUAAAAUUAAACUCUAAGUAAUAGAUCACAUGAAGAAAAAUCUUCGUCAUGAAGAAUGGGCGGAGCGAAGCGACGCGUAGCCCGUUCUUAAUGACGAAGAUUUCUCUUCAUAUAUAUGAUCUUACUGCCUUAAAGCAAAACCGAAGCCAAUCAAAUCUUUUUUUUAGGAAAAUACUCCGCCCCCUACUGUGUCCAAAUUUUGCCGUUCCUUAAUUGACAUAUAUGGGCCCGAUGUAUUUAUUUACGUGAAAAUCGAACACGUAUUUUUAACGUGGACUUCCAACCAAAUCAUGUUAGAAUGAAUAUGAUUUAAAGGAUAUCGGUUUUGAUUAAAUGGGAUAUUAAGAUUGUGUUAAAUUUAUACAGAUGAUUAAAAACAUACCUUAAAUCUGUACAAGGUAACCAAAUACAUGUAAAGCUGUUUUCUCUCUUUUAUAAAUAUCAAUGCGUCGAAAACUAUGCCCAUGAAACAGUUUUUAAAAAUAACAUCGCUGGUAUCUGAUAUUCAAAACCGUACAACAACUGUGUAUGCGAGAAAAAUGGGGGAAAUUUAUCAUGUGACGGAACAUAUAAAGGUGACAGAAAAUUGUGCUAUUCAAAAAGAAAAAGAAUUAAAUGUGUAAAUAUUGCAAAAAUGAAAUAUUUGCAUGGAUACAUAAUUUGAUAAUGAUUCAGAACCAAUGGUUUGAAUAGAGUUUCAAAGGACUAUGGGCGGUCUGGUCAAAUAUCUGCCCCCAAUUUUAACCAAUUUUUAAACAGAAUCGUAUAAAAAUCAAAUUUGUACAGUGGACGCUUAUCACUUUAAUCUUGAUUUUAGUCAUCAUUGCUCAUUCGCUGUUUUUCUGUGACGUCACCCAAAUGGCCUAAUUCCCGCAAUUUUGCAAACAAAUGAAAAUAUUGGCAUUAUUUCUUUAUAUUUUGCAUUCGAAAAUAUAGAGCGCAGAUCUGCUCAAGUACGAUUUAAACACACGUUUUUCUUCAUAUAAUUAUACACAUUAUACUAAAAAAAAUGGUACUUGAGCAAGCCUGCGCUCGAUGUUUCCCAGUCAAAAAACCAUCAGAAAACACCCACUAUUUGCUACAAAACAUCAAUUUAUCCAAGUAAGGCAAUCUUUAUGACGCCAUUUCUAUUACAAUACUUUCACUUUCAGCCAGCAUACUGUAUCAUCAUGAUCAUCUAUUUUCCUAAUGUAUUAUAAUGCAUCAAAUAUAAUGUAGGCCAUGACCUAUGGGAUUGCUCUGACCCCCAUGAAACAGGAAAAUACCAAAUAUCUUGAUAACUGAUUGUUGAGAUCCACAUCACUAAACCAUAUACAUUCUUGUUUUAAAAGUUAGUAUGAAUCAUCAAAUGGUGUAAAUUAAAGUACAUGACCCCCAGGAGUCCUUAAAUCACCAUUACUCUCCUCUGAAGUAGGAAAUAGUAAUAUAUUUUAAACACUUUUGAGAUCUCCAUCUCUAAACCAUAUUUAUUCAUGCUCUUUGUGCCAUUGCACAUCAGUGGUUUACAGGUAAUGCCCCCUUUGAGACGGACUAACUUUCCAGAACUGGAAAUAAUAAAGUCUAUUAUCUUAUUCAUAUGAAGUGAUUGACCCAUGUGGGUAAUUCCUAGCCUAAUGAUGACCCUGCUUUGUUUUGAGAACUUUACAAUUGCCCAAAAUACAUUUAACAUUUGGUUUAUUAUGUUUAUCAUAAGAAUUGAAAAGCAAUUUCCAAAAUCUUUAUGUAUAAGUUUGUCUCUCAAUACACGCCAUUCCUGAAAUUAAAAACAUUCCAAUAUUUCCAAUAUUUGAAUGGUCUUGCCAAUUAUAUACAAUUGUUGUUUUUCUGGCGUAAACUCGUGUGACAUUUUAUAACCUUACACACUCGAUCAAUAAUACACUCGACUGGAAAAUGGUGUCAUGUGAUAUGUUAGCAGCUAUUCAAUGUAUUGACAGGCAAUUCUUGAUCAGUUUGACACUUUUAACAUGCGUCCAAAAUGCCUGCUUCAAGCCUCGUUUUUGAGCUAAGGAAUAACGAAUCCGAACCGAUUGAACCAUUCAUUUUUAUUUAUAUUUUCGUAAUUAGCCCAAAUUUGGAUCAAAAUUACCCCUUAAUUUAUACAGUUCAUAUUUUCCUUCCAUAAGGAUUAAUGAUGCUUAAUUACAUUGAAUUUGACUCAGUAGUUCUUGAGAAUAUUUUUUAAAUUGCAGCCCUUCUUUUUUACACGUUCGGGGUUUUCUCCGCUUUGAAUGAAAACUGGCUCUUCAAUUUCGCAAAUUAUAUUUAACAUUUCAAAAGCAUUGAUUGUGAUAAAUUGGUCGAAAUUGCCAACGUGGUUUCAGAGAAGAAGUCUUAAAAGUUUACAGACAAACGGACGGACGGACAUACAUAGAUAAUCUCUAUAUAGUAGUAUUAAUAACCAGUAAAAUUAAAUCCAAAAUAUUUUCUAAAAUACACAA
Magallana angulata is the source of this 3621-nucleotide messenger RNA. RefSeq lists its product as uncharacterized. The record is from RefSeq and is a predicted model, not a curated record. Bases 23 to 769 code for a protein of 248 amino acids. NCBI's taxonomy places the organism in Eukaryota, Metazoa, Mollusca, Bivalvia, Ostreida, Ostreidae. The transcript is spliced from 4 exons.